Molecule: messenger RNA, 956 nt
Organism: Tribolium castaneum (red flour beetle)
Lineage: Eukaryota; Metazoa; Arthropoda; Insecta; Coleoptera; Tenebrionidae
Product: 15-hydroxyprostaglandin dehydrogenase [NAD(+)]-like
Exons: 6
Coding region: 83-904 (273 amino acids)
Cellular component (GO): cytoplasm
Molecular function (GO): oxidoreductase activity, acting on the CH-OH group of donors, NAD or NADP as acceptor
Source: RefSeq, a predicted model, not a curated record
GCAGCCACCUGUCUAAAAUUUUGUCAUAUUUGGUCAUGUAACUUGUCAAAAUUAUCAAAUAUUUUUUCAGACCGUUUCGAUAAUGUUUAGGUUGCUGUUUUUAAAAAACAUUAGAAAUAUCGCCUCUAUUUUCCUAGCCAAAAGGCUGCAAUGGCCCAGAAACACCUUGCAGAAAUCGUCACUGGCACGGGGCAGAAGUGAGGCGCAGCCAGAACAGCCCCCGAAGCCGCACAAGGAGAUAUUUUUCCCGCAGUUGGGGCGCGAUGGUAUUAAGGACAAAGUAGCUUUAGUGACUGGGGGCACGGACGGAAUUGGCUUGCGAUGUGUGAGAGAAUUGCUAAGAACCGGGGCUAGGGGGGUAAUGAUUGCAGACACAAACGAGAGCAAGGGUUUCAAUCGGGUGAUAGAGUUUUCAAAGGACUAUGGCCAAAGUAGGAUAGCGUUCAUUCAGAUCAACCCGGCUAAUUAUGUUUUGCUUAAAAAUGCGUUUAUUAGCACCCUAAAUUUCUACAAGGGCUUGGACAUUGUGAUUAACAACGUCAGGUUCAAGGAAAAAAAUUGGGAGGAUCAGGUUGAUGAGAAUAUUAAAGGAAUCGUGUUGAGUACACAGCUCUGUUUGGAAUUUAUGGGUCGUAAUAAUGGAGGAAAAGGCGGGAUUUUGCUGAACAUAGUCUCAGAAUAUGAGGAAAACACCGACUCCUGUCCACUGCACAGUGCUUGUCAAGACUUUGUUGUCCGCUUUGACCGAUCAGUUGCAACGUCACAUUUCGACACCACGAACGUCAAAGUAUUAACAAUUUGCAGAGCCAGUUUUGACACGAUCGGGUGCGACUUAACUACGAUACUAACAAAAGGAACCAACGGCUGUGUUUGGAUGCCUUGCACUUGUGCGUCGGAUUCCUAAUUAGAAUAUUUUAAUUAUUUGUGUAUGAAUGAACAAGGUGUUUUUUUCCCAA